This is a messenger RNA of Plenodomus lingam JN3, 852 nucleotides long. RefSeq lists its product as uncharacterized. Gene Ontology annotation, molecular function: procollagen-proline 4-dioxygenase activity; iron ion binding; L-ascorbic acid binding. Gene Ontology annotation, cellular component: endoplasmic reticulum. Lineage: Eukaryota; Fungi; Ascomycota; Dothideomycetes; Pleosporales; Leptosphaeriaceae. Gene Ontology annotation, biological process: peptidyl-proline hydroxylation to 4-hydroxy-L-proline. The record is from RefSeq and is a predicted model, not a curated record.
AUGUCUUCCCAAAACAUUUUACCUAAUGACUUCCAAGAACAACUGCAACGAGCUCAUACAGAGCGAAACCCAACCCCACCACCUGCAGAGAUUAUAAUGCCCAAGUACACGCUACCUGACAACUUUCUGGAGGGCCCAGCCCCAAGCAUCUCACGUCACGAUAUCGACUUUGCCAAGGCAGGAUUAAACGAGUAUGACGGUGCCUGGGCGGUGGUGCUAGAUGGAGUUAUGACUGAGGAAGAAUGCAACCAACUGGUAGCAGCAGCCGAAGCAACCACCAAUGGGAAAUGGGAACGAGCUCUGGUCAACGUUGGCGGUGGAAUGCAAGCAUUGUACGAGGAUACGAGGAAGUGUGGACGCAUCAUCUGGGAUAGUCGUGAAAUCAUGGCGAAGUUGUGGGCGAGGAUCGAAGCCUUGGUGCCUGAGAUACACGAACUGAAGAAUUGGGCAGAUGUGACGGGUAACGGUCCAUAUAAGCGCAAUGAAACGUGGAGAGUGACAAGGCUCAAUGAGCGUGGUCGCUAUCUCAAGUAUCAAGGCGGAGAGUAUUUCAAAGCGCAUUGUGAUGGCUCCUAUGAAACACCUGACCGCGCUGAACGAUCGUACUUCACGCUACACCUGUACCUCAACGAUGCCGUCGACAAGGAUGGGAAAACGUUGCUUGAGGGUGGGGCCACCACUUUCUACACCUGGAACAUGAAGCAACGUAUCGAUAUAACGCCAAAGUGCGGCCGCGUUUUGCUCUUCCAGCACCGGGACCUUCUCCACUCCGGCGAUGAUGUCCUCAGUGGGACAAAGCUAACGCUAAGGACCGACGUCAUGUACACUAUAGACGGAGGGUUGAAGGCUUGA